AUGGGUGACAUUCUCGAACAGGCGGCGCCGCCGCACAGUCUUUUCGACACGAUCCUGGUUCUCGACUUUGGUAGUCAGACCAGUCAUUUGAUCCUUCGUCGUCUCCGAAGCUUCAACGUCUACGCGGAGAUGCUCCCCUGCAACACGAAGCUUGCCGACUUGCCUUUUAAGCCUGUCGGAAUCAUUUUUUCAGGCGGACCGGCUUCCGUUUACGAUGAAGGCAGCCCGCACGUUGAUCCCGCUGUCUUCGACCUCGGAGUACCCAUCCUCGGAAUCUGCUACGGAUGCCAGGAGAUUGCCUGGAUCAGCAACCCUGAGAAUGUCAAGCGCGGAGAUGUCAGAGAGUACGGUCUUGGGACUCUCAACAUCCAGAAGGUCGGCGGCGCCAACCAUAUCGAUCUUCUUCUCUCCGACCUGGGUGGAGACACCACUGAGGUGAUCAACUCUCACUUUGACAAGCUUGUCAAGCUCCCCGAAGGAUUCGUCACAAUCGGAACUACGCGCAACAGCCCCUACGCCGCCAUUGCCCACCAGACUAAGAAGAUCUUUGGACUUCAGUUCCAUCCCGAAAUCAGCCACUCCGUCCGUGGAACUGAUAUUCUCAAGAACUACGCUGUAAAGAUCUGUGGUGCUCGUCCUGAUUGGAAGAUGGCGGAGUUCAAGGAAACUGAGAUUGCCCGAAUUCGCAAGCUGGUUGGGGACCGCGCCCAGGUCAUCGGUGCCGUGUCCGGCGGUGUCGACUCCACAGUCGCCGCCCGUUUGAUGACGGAGGCCAUCGGCGACCGUUUCCAUGCCAUUCUCGUCGACAAUGGUGUCAUGAGACUGAACGAGUGCACCGAGGUUAAGGCGACGCUGAAGGAGCACCUCGGGAUCAACCUGACCGUUGUGGAUGGAGCUGAUCUGUUCUUGGGCCGACUCAAGGGUGUUACUGAGCCUGAGAGGAAGCGAAAGGUAUGUUUCAAUGUCUUCGUUAUCAUGUUGAGACCAUUGACUAACUUGAGAAGAUCAUUGGAGGCGAAGACCUUCAUCGACCUGUUCGAGAAGGAGGCCAUCAGAAUUGAGGAGGAAGCCAAGCACACCGAGAACGCCGGGCCUGUCAAGUGGUUCCUUCAGGGCACCCUGUAUACCGACGUUAUCGAAAGUCUUAGCUUCAGAGGCCCAUCUCAUACCAUCAAGAGCCAUCACAAUGUCGGCGGUCUGCCAAAGCGCAUGACUGAGGGUCAAGGACUUCAGCUUCUGGAGCCGCUCAGGGAGAUGUUCAAAGAUGAGGUUCGCGCCAUUGGUCAGAGUCUAGGCAUCCACCGCGACUUGGUAAUGAGACAUCCUUUCCCUGGACCGGGUCUGGCCAUCCGAGUCUUGGGUGAAGUCACUCCCGAGCGCGUAGAGAUCUGCAGGAAGGCCGAUCAUAUCUUCAUUUCCAUGAUCAAGGAAGCUGGCGUUUACGACUCUAUGUCUCAGGCUUAUGCCGCCGUGGAUUCGACCAAGAGUGUGGGAGUGCAAGGCGACGCCAGAGUCUAUGGCUACAUCGUCAUUCUGCGAGCCGUCUGCUCCGAUGACUUCAUGAGCGCGGAGCCCUACGAGUUCGACUGGAAGUUGCUUCGUGAGAUUUCCAGGCGCAUCGUCAACGAGGUCGACGGCGUUUCCAGAGUGACCUACGAUACUACCUCCAAGCCUCCUGGCACUAUCGAGAUGGAGUAA
Molecule: messenger RNA, 1698 nt
Organism: Colletotrichum gloeosporioides
Lineage: Eukaryota; Fungi; Ascomycota; Sordariomycetes; Glomerellales; Glomerellaceae
Product: GMP synthase [glutamine-hydrolyzing]
Exons: 15
Coding region: 1-1698 (565 amino acids)
Biological process (GO): GMP biosynthetic process
Cellular component (GO): cytosol
Molecular function (GO): GMP synthase (glutamine-hydrolyzing) activity; GMP synthase activity; ATP binding
Source: RefSeq, a predicted model, not a curated record